AUGAAGACCUUCAUUUUCCUUAUUUUCCUGGGAGCUGCUGUUGCUCUCCAUACUGAGGAAGAUGACAGGAUAGGGGGCUACACCUGUGCGAAGAAUUCCCUCCCCUCCCAGGUGUCCCUGAGCGCUGACGGCCACAUAUGUGGGGGCUCUCUCAUCGGUGGCCAGUGGGUCUUGUCUGCAGCCCACUGCUAUGAACACCGACUCCAGGUACAUUUGGGAGAACAUAACAUUCAUGCCAUUGAGGGUGAUGCACAAUUCAUUGAUGCAGCCAAGAUCAUCCCACACCCUGAGUACAAGGAAGACACCAUCGACAACGACAUCAUGCUGAUUAAACUGAAGUCACCCGCCACCAUCAAUUCUCGUGUGUCCACUGUCUCUCUGCCAACAUCCUGUCCAUCUGCUGGUACUCAGUGCCUUGUGUCUGGCUGUGGCAACACUGUGAGCAAUGGCUUCAACUUGCCUUCACUCCUGCAAUGUCUGGAUGCUCCUGUCCUGUCUGACACCGUUUGCCACAAGGCCUACCCAGGCCAGAUCACCAACAACAUGUUCUGUCUGGGAUUCCUGGAAGGAGGAAAGGACUCUUGCCAGUAUGACUCUGGUGGCCCUGUGGUAUGCAAUGGACAGCUCCAGGGUAUCGUCUCCUGGGGCCACGGCUGUGCUCUCAAAGGAAAACCUGGGGUUUACGCCAAGGUGUGCAACUACCUGGACUGGAUUCAGCAGACCAUCGCUGCCAACUGAACCCCUCUCUUUCUUCA
This is a messenger RNA of Dipodomys spectabilis (banner-tailed kangaroo rat), 755 nucleotides long. Its product is annotated as cationic trypsin-3-like. The record is from RefSeq and is a predicted model, not a curated record. Gene Ontology annotation, biological process: proteolysis. Lineage: Eukaryota; Metazoa; Chordata; Mammalia; Rodentia; Heteromyidae. Gene Ontology annotation, molecular function: serine-type endopeptidase activity.